This is a messenger RNA of Penicillium macrosclerotiorum, 561 nucleotides long. Its product is annotated as copper transporter family protein. NCBI's taxonomy places the organism in Eukaryota, Fungi, Ascomycota, Eurotiomycetes, Eurotiales, Aspergillaceae. Gene Ontology annotation, molecular function: copper ion transmembrane transporter activity. The transcript is spliced from 3 exons. Gene Ontology annotation, biological process: copper ion transmembrane transport. Gene Ontology annotation, cellular component: membrane. Bases 1 to 561 code for a protein of 186 amino acids. The record is from RefSeq and is a predicted model, not a curated record.
AUGGACAUGUCGAUGGCGACCACGACGACGGCAAACAACGCUAUGUCAAGCACGACUGCGACAGCCACUUCGGCUUCAUCUACCUCUACUCUGAGCAUGGAAAUGAGCAUGGGUAAUUCCUGCAAAAUUUCGAUGCUAUGGAACUGGAACACGGUCGACUCAUGCUUUAUUGCAGAAUCAUGGCAGAUCACUUCCAAUGGAAUGUUUGCCGGUUCCUGUAUUGGAGUUAUUUGCCUAGUCAUAUCUCUUGAAUUCCUUCGUCGCCUUGGAAAGGAGUAUGACCGUUCUCUGCUUAGGACUCAUACAUUACGUCUUCGACAGUCAAGGUCAGAGGUGUCGACGUCGGUUGAGGCUUUGAGUUCAAAUUUUGUGUCUCAAAAAUUCACUCCUACGAUACUGCAACAGUCUAUUCGCGCUUUUUUGCAUAUGGUUCAAUUUGCGGUUGCUUACUUUGUCAUGCUCCUCGCCAUGUACUACAACGGCUACAUUAUUAUUUGUAUCUUCAUUGGUGCCUACAUCGGUUCAUUUAUUUUCUCCUGGGAACCUGUCAAUUUGGAGUAA